AUGGUGGUCAUCGUCGAAACUGGUGACGGCGGGUGGGAUACCCAGGAGGAGCCGAGGGACAUGCUUGUGGGAAGAGUUUUCGGGGGGCUCCCGAACGGCCGGCUUGGACGGCAUUCGGUGAAGGCGGCGAGAUCGCCGGUUGACCCCGGAACGGAGCCAUCGACUCCAUGUUCUUCUUUCCCGGACCUCGGGAACACGAACAAGUGGGAGACUCCUCGUGUACCCCAGAGAGAAGGAUAG
Molecule: messenger RNA, 240 nt
Organism: Ectocarpus siliculosus
Lineage: Eukaryota; Phaeophyceae; Ectocarpales; Ectocarpaceae
Source: the annotation of a GenBank genome assembly